AUGAAGUGUCUAUGCAUUUUCGUGGCCACCGCGGCUCUGGUGCACGGCUACGCCAUCAGGGACAAUGAGAUCGAGCCGAGCAGACUGAGGAGCAGUGACGAUCUCCUCGACAGUGUGAUCAGUGAUUGUUUCGAGGCGUCUUCGCCCAUGUCCUGCUUGAAGGGGAAAGUGCUGUCCUUCCUGGACACGAAUCUUGGCGUUCGGACGGAGUCGGCGAGGGCGUUCGACGAGGGGAAUAUCGACAAGGCGAUCUUCGACCGCGUCGGGAGGAUCCUGAACGCGAACGAGUUCAGGUUCCAGCUGCCCGAGUUCCUGUUCCAGGGCGCCGAGGUCUCCUACCGCGCCGACAGGGGAUUGGACGUCGACUUCCCCGAGGAGAAAUCGGAAAACGGCGAAGCUCGAGGCAUCUUGAAGAAGAAGCUUCUGCUGCCAGUACUCCUCCUGUUGAAACUGAAAUUGAAAGCCCUGAUGCCAAUCCUGGUCACAAUCAUCGGAAUCAAGGCCGUGAAGGCGCUGAUCCUUAGCAAGCUGGCCAUUACUCUCGUCCUCGGAUUCCUCAUCUACAACUUGUUGAUGAAGAAAGGAGCCAUGCCGAUGAUGAUGACUCCGACGGAGGCCCCGCCGGCGCCCCAAUACGGCCCUCCCGCCAACCAGUACGGGCCCCCCUCCACGCCCGCCGCACCUCAAGACUCCUACAGCCCGCAAUGGGAGCCCUCCGGGUCCGGACCCUACUCCCGCGUCUGGGACCCCUCCCAACUGGCGUACAGCUCGUACUACCCGGGCGACUCCAGCGCAUCGGCCGCCUCCAACCAGUCGCCGAGCUACUCGAGUGUCGCUUCCAUUUCCUCCUCAUCGUCAUCCUCAUCCUCGGCCACCCAC
This is a messenger RNA of Iphiclides podalirius (scarce swallowtail), 879 nucleotides long. The record is from the annotation of a GenBank genome assembly. Lineage: Eukaryota; Metazoa; Arthropoda; Insecta; Lepidoptera; Papilionidae.